AUGGACCGUUUCGUUAUUCGGGCCGGCCGGGGCAAAACGACAAGUGAGGCUGUUCCCAGUUCUAGUCAAGAUAAAAGGCAGCAGGCAGAUUAUGUGAGUGAAUCAAAUAAAACUUCGGAACGUGAAAAUGACAAUAGGAAAAAAAUUAAGGUUUGCGAAAAUAUACAGAAUGAAUCCUCUUAUUCUGUAGCCGAAAAAAAUGUUGCAAAACCUGAGAUACCACGAGCAUUCCAACGUUGGAAAGUAGAACAUCCAUGGAUCGAUGUGAAUGAACAUGCACGUGCGAUUUGUACCAUAUGCACAGAAGCGUGCAAAUUGAUUGUACAUUUUACAUCAUUUGACAUCCAAUCAAAAGAAACUUGGGUGGAAAAAGGCUUUAGCACCUGGAAACACGGGGCGGAAAGAAUAAAAGCUCAUUCGAGAAGUUCGCUUCACAUAUCAUGUGCAGAACUUCUCUUUCUAAAAAAUCGUGGAAAAGUCAAUAUUGCACAACAGUUGUCAUCUUCAUCACAUAAACAAAUGAUGGAUCACCGCACGGCUUUAAGAAAAAUUUUUAGUACAUUAAGAAUUCUGGGAAAACAAGGACUAGCGUUACGUGGAUCUGAAAAUGAUGAGAAUUCGAAUUUUAUGGCUAUCCUAAACGCGCGAGCAGAAGACGUUGAAGAGCUUAAAUCAUGGCUAAAAAGAACUGGACAUAAAUGGCUUAACCACGACUCACAAAACGAAAUACUGCAUAUGAUGGCUACAAAAAUAAUGGAAGAAAAUGUGCAAGAGAUUAAGAAAGCGGAAUUUUAUUCCAUUCUUCUGGAUGAAACGGCUGACAUUUCAAAAACGGAGCAGGUUUCAAUCUAUUUUCGGAUCGUUUCUCCUAAUUUUGUAGCCUCCGAGUUCUUCAUGGGGUUUUAUUCAACAAUCAACACCAAAAGUGAAACAUUGUUUGACAUUGUCAAAGACGUUUUAAUACGUUUUAAUAUCCCGUUGCUUAAACUUAGAGGACAAUGUUACGAUGGAGCUGCCAAUGUUUCAGGAAAAAUUUCCGGGUUGCAGCAACGGCUCCUAGAAGAAGAGCCCCGAGCUUUAUUCGUCCAUUGCAAUGCGCAUAAUCUUAACCUGGCCGUACAAGAUGGAAUAGAAAAAGUUUUCGAAGCUAGAAAGUUUAUCGGUGAGGUAAAAGAGUUAAUAAAUUUUGUACGCGAUUCACCAAAACGUGUUGCAAAAUUCCAGCAACUGCAAUCAGCUGAGGAGGAAGAGGAACUAAACCAAAUGCCAGGCAAAGUCUUAAAUUCCCAAUCUAGGGAAAUGGUUGCCUCAUUAUUACAUUAUUUUAUGGCCGAAAAGACCAAUGGAGGUCCUUUAAUUCCUUUUGAGGCAGUUACAGAGCGUGUUGCUGCUGCGUUGAAUAUCAGCAGUAGUACGGUUAAACGAAUAAAACAAAGCAUUGAUAGAAAUGAACCGCUUGAAACUCCAGGGCAAUCAAGGCCACGGUUAUCACUGAAAACCAAAAAUUUAGAUGACAAUAUUAAAACAGAAGUUCGUAAUAUUAUCUACAACAUGUACAAUAAAAGUAAGUAA
This is a messenger RNA of Brassicogethes aeneus, 1572 nucleotides long. The record is from the annotation of a GenBank genome assembly. NCBI's taxonomy places the organism in Eukaryota, Metazoa, Arthropoda, Insecta, Coleoptera, Nitidulidae.